Molecule: messenger RNA, 2916 nt
Organism: Drosophila bipectinata
Lineage: Eukaryota; Metazoa; Arthropoda; Insecta; Diptera; Drosophilidae
Product: aminopeptidase Q
Biological process (GO): proteolysis
Cellular component (GO): cytoplasm
Molecular function (GO): metallopeptidase activity; zinc ion binding
Source: RefSeq, a predicted model, not a curated record
GCCUCUCAAAGCAGUUCCUCCACCAGUCUGAUCGAAGCGACGGGAAGAUGCACCCGGCUGGCCUGACAGGCUGGGUGGCAAUGCUCGCUGUGUUGCCGCUAUGUGGUGGCUCCCAUCGUCUGCCCACGUGGGUGGUGCCGACACAAUAUACUCUCGAUAUCCUGGUGCGGGUCGAUCAGCCCUACCAGCCCUUCGAGGGCGCAGUUUCCAUCCAAAUGCAAGUGGAGAAGCCCGUUAAGAGAUUCCAGUUGAAUUCCCUUGGCCUUGAGGUCAAAAUCAUGGGCGUUAAAUUGACAUUGAAGUCUCCAGUCCGAAGGGUUCCAAUCGAGUCCGUACAGUUCAACGAGAAAGCAGGUCAGAUGACCAUUACUGCUCAGGUGGUGCUUUCGGCGAACGCCACCUACGUCCUUAGUGUGUCCUUCAACAGUGUCCUGCGAAAAGAUAACGUCGGACUGUUCAGUAGCUCCUACGUGGACCAGAACACCACUCUGACUCAGUGGAUGGCGGCCACCUACUUCGAGCCGAUCUUUGCCCGGCAGGCCUUCCCCUGCUUCGACAACCCCAUGUUCCGGACCCCGUUUACCAUCCGAGUGGGUCAUCCCGCCCAGUUCCGGGCACUAUCCAACAUGGGGGCAUUGGGCAUUACGCGUCAUUCCAAAUUAAAAGGGUAUGUGUGGACUUCCUUCGCAAGUACUCCGCCCAUUCCCACGUACAUGGUGGCCUUUUCAAUCUUCCAAUUCGACGUUCCGGGCUCCAUCACCCAGCAACGUCCGGAAUCUCCCAUCAGCAUCUGGGCCCGGCCGGAUGCUCUAGCCCAGACGGCCUAUGCCACCCAGGUGGCGCCUCAGCUGUUCGUCUUCUACGAGAAGCUCUUUGGCAUUAAGCUGUACUUCUCCAAGAUCGAUCUGCUGGCUGUGCCGGACGCGGAUUACUGGGCGCGGGAGAGUCUGGGCCUGUGGACCUUUGCCGAGUCGGCCAUUCUGUUUGACAGCCAGCGGAGCACCCUGGCGGACCAGCAGGGCGUGGCCCGGGCGGUGGCCAUAUCGGUGGUGCGUCAGUGGUUCGGCCAUCUCGUCUCCGUCACCCGGUGGCAGGAGCUCUGGCUGAAGAACGCCUUUGCCCUGUACUUCUCCACCUACGGAGUGGACGCCCUGACUCCCGAGUGGGAGUACAAGGAGCGUUACGGAUUGAAGCUGUAUUUCGGAGUCCUGGAGACCGACUCGUACACACACACGGAUGUGGUGGCCGCGCCGGUGUCCAGUGAGUCGCACAUCGAGACGGCCUUCCUCGAGAACGGGGAGCGCAAGGCGGCCGUUCUGCUGAGCAUGCUGAGCCACAUGGUGGGCGAGGAGGCGUGGAAUGCGGGUGUGAAGCGCUACCUCACCGUGAAUGCCAAUCAGAGCGCUUCGGCGAGGGACUUCUGGGAGGUCCUGCAGCUGCAAUGGGACCGAGACGUCCGCCUCGGCAAGGGACUCAACAUCACCCGGAUCAUGGACAGUUGGCUGAGCUAUCCGGGCUAUCCCUUGUUGACCGUCACCCGUAACUAUGGCCAGAAAUCGGCCCUGGUAGUGCAGCAGAGGUUCCACAUAAGCCCCCAGGCAGAGCAGAAGAAGGAGGAUAACAAGCCCCAGCAGCCCCCAUGUUGGUGGAUACCGCUCACCUACACCUGCGGCAGCUGCAAAGACAAAGGCAACAGCUCGGUGCCUCGACACUGGCUGACCUGUCCCACCAGUGACGGCAGCAGUCGACCCGUUCCCGCGAUGAUGCGCGACGUGGUGGAUGGUCCCACGGACUGGCUGCUUCUCAACAUCCGGCACUCGAGUCCCUUGCGGGUCAACUACGAUCUGCGGAACUGGGAGCUGAUCAACAAGACCCUGUCGAGUCCAGAGACCUUGCGCUCCAUUCAUCGCGUAGAUCGCGCAAAGCUGGUGGACGACAUCCUGAACUUGGCCUGGAGCGGGGUGAUGGACUACCCCACGGUAUUUGGCAUGCUCGGCUUCCUGGAGCACGAGGACGAGUAUGUGGUGUGGGAUGCCACGGUUACCAACUUCGAGAGGAUCAAUAAUGUGGCCAAAAGGCAUCACAGCUACCUCAUCUUCAAGACUUUUAUGCGGAAUUUGGUCAAGGGACAAUUCGACAAGGAGUUCGGCGCGAACCGGACCAUAAAUAAAGAGGAGAAGGUGUCCCAUCGACCGGUCAUCCUGCAGCUAGCCUGCCAAUAUGAGCUGCCCGCCUGCCUGAGCCUGGCCCGGAGGGAAUUCGCCGAAAUUAGUGCUGCGCCGUGGCCGAGAGAGGGCGGCUGGAUGAGCAUUCGGGAACAGGAGACCGUGUUGUGUACGGCCGUGCGCUUUGGCACGGACGUGGACUGGGACGUGGUCGAUGGCCUCUAUCAGCGUUCCAACUUCACCGCCGAACAGGAGUCCCUGCUCUCGGCCCUGGCCUGUUCCCGGAACAUAUACGCUCUGGAACGAAUGCUCAAGUCGUCGUUUCAGAGUGACGGAGUUCGGAAAUCAAAAAGAGCUUUCCGGGCCAUUGUCUCGAAUCCCCUGGGGUAUCGAAUAGCCAUCGAUUAUAUCUCGGAAAACAUCCAACUUGUGAAGAACUUUUGCAACAAUUCAACCACCAGUGUGGUGGAUUUAAUGAAACCUUUGGCGGAGAAUCUCAUAAUGGAGAGCGAAUUGCAGUUCCUGGAGAAGUCCCUGACCGGGCAACUAAAGGAUAUUGCGGGGAUUGACGAGAUGAUGAAGUUACUCCUUGAACAGGGCAGCAACAACAUUCACUGGCUUAGCUCUAAAUACGAACCGAUGCUGAGGGCUAUCAGGGAUAUAUCACUCUGGAAGUAUCAGAGUUGAGAGCCCGUAGUACCCAUCCCACUGAGUUGUAAGAAUAAUAAACCAUAUAGUAUUUAGAUUUUUA